CUAGCUAAUGUGCUGAACGCUGAUUGGUCCGUGCGUAGCCACCAUUGCACAAGUACCUUGCAACACGCCCCUGCAUAAAAUACACGGUGUUUCUGCAUCGGUUCGGCAUAUUUCACGGAAGUGGAAUAAACAAUCAAAAUGACAGAAAAGGGAAAGCGUGGCGGUGCCCCUUUCGGCUUUGCGGGCGGGAGUGGUUCGGAGGAGUCCAUCUACAGGAUCCCACCCUACUACUACAUCCACGUGCUCAACCACAACACAAAUGUCACCACUGUGGAGACUGGGCCCCGCACAUUCAUCAGGCAGGACCAUGAAAGGGUCAUCUUCGGUCCCGAGAAGAUGGCCAUGGUCCCCCCUCGUCACUACUGCAUCAUUGAGAACCCUGUCCAGCGCAACGAGGACGGCUCGGUGAUUGAGGACCAGAGCGGACAGAUCAAGCUGAACCACGCCGACCAGGAGAUCCGUCUGACUCAAGAACCAUUCCCUCUCUACCCGGGAGAAAUCCUGAAACUGCCUGUGACUGCACUCAAGGUAGUCCCAGCCAACUCGGCCCUCCGACUCCGCGCUAUCCUAGACUUCGACGACGCCGUGGCCAAGACCAAGCGCGUGGCCGGCGACGAGUGGCUCUUUGAAGGUCCGGGCACCUACAUCCCCCGCAAGGAAGUCGUCGUGGACGAGACGGUCCGGGCGACCAUCAUCAAGGCCAACCAGGCCAUCAAGCUGCGGGCAAGGAAGGAGACACUGGACCGACAGGGGGAUGCCAGAGUGACCGGGGAAGAGUGGCUGGUCAAAAAGGUUGGCGCUUACCUGCCGGGGGCCUACGAGGAGGUGGUGGGCGUGGUGAAUGCCUACGUGCUGACAGACAAGAAAGCACUCCACGUCACUGCAACCCGUACCUUCAAGGACGACCAUGGCGUGGUCAGGAAGAACGGAGAGGAAUGGCUGAUCACCAUGGAGGACACUGAAGCCCACAUUCCUCAGGUCUACGAGGAGGUUGUUGGAGUCGUAGCCAUCACCACUCUGACCAACCGGCAGUAUUGUGUGAUCCUGGAUCCUGUAGGUGAGGACGGCAAGCCACAGCUGGGCCAGAAGAAACUAGUCAAGGGUGAGAAGUCUUUCUUCCUGCGUCCCGGUGAGCAUCUUGAGAAGGGCAUCCAAGGUAUCUUUGUCCUGGGAGAGGACGAGGGACUCAUGCUCAGGUCCCAGGAGGCCUUCAAGGACACAGACGCUGAUGUGGAUCGCCAGCCAGGUGACAAGUGGAUGAUCCGUGGUCCCAAGGAGUACGUCCCUCCCGUGGAGGUGGAGGUGGUGGACCGUCGCAAGGCCAUCCCUCUGGAUGAGAACGAGGGUAUCUACGUCAGAGAUACCAAGACAGGAAAGGUGCGUGCCAUCACCGGCGUGACCUACAUGCUGAGCCAAGAUGAGGAGCUUUGGCAGAAGGAGCUGCCUCCAGCCGUGGAGACCCUCUUGAUCAGCAUGAAGGACCCCCUGGCGGACCGGGGCGAGCGCGGCGGCUCAGGCAGUCAGAAGGACAAACCUCGGGAGAAGACGCGGGUGGUGACGUUCCGAGUGCCCCACAAUGCAGCGGUGCAGAUCUACGACUACAAGGAGAAGAAAGCUAGGGUCGUCUUUGGUCCCGAGCUGGUCAUGCUGGGCCCUGAUGAGCAGUUCACCCAGCUGAGUCUGUCUGGAGGCAAACCCAAACGCCCCAACGUCAUCAAGUCCCUGUGCCUUCUCCUGGGCCCGGACUUCUGCACGGAUAUCAUCACCAUCGAGACCUCCGAUCACGCCCGACUGCAACUGCAGCUCUCAUACAACUGGCAUCUGGACGUCAACAAGAACAGCACCGCAGCCGAGGCCGCCAAGCUCUUCAGCGUUCCUGACUUCAUCGGCGAUGCCUGCAAGGCCAUCGCUUCCCGCAUCCGAGGGGCUGUAGCCGGAGUUGCCUUUGAUGAUUUCCACAAGAACUCGGCAAAGAUCAUCCGCGCCUCGGUCUUUGGCCUGGACGAGAACCUGAAGGUGAAGGAACGCUUCCACUUCCCCCAGAACAACUUGGUCAUCACCAGCAUCGAUAUCCAGUCCGCAGAGCCCGUGGACCAGAGGACUCGUGACGCCCUGCAGAAGUCGGUUCAGCUGGCCAUUGAGAUCACCACCAACUCCCAGGAAGCUGCAGCCAGACACGAGGCUGAGCGGCUGGAGCAGGAGGCCAAGGGCCGUCUGGAGAGGCAGAAGAUCAUGGACGAGGCCGAGGCGGAGAAGGCACGCAAGGAGCUGCUCCUGCUGCAGGCCAACAGCGCGGCGGUGGAGAGCACCGGGCAGGCCAAGGCUGAGGCCCAGAGCCGUGCCGAGGCGGCACGCAUCGAGGGUGAAGCGGCUGUGGAACAGGCUAAGCUGAAGGCUGAGGCUGCUAAGAUUGAAGCCGAAUCUGAGCUUGAUCGUCUGACCCACGCCCGCGAGGCCGAGCUCAAGUAUGUGACUGAGCAGAACGAGAUGGAGAUUGGCAAGUCCCGUGAGAUGUCGGAGAUCGAGACCGACAAGUUUAACAAGAUGGUCACUUCCAUCGGAUCGGACACCAUCCGGGCCAUCGCUGUGUCUGGACCUGAGAUGCAGGUGAAACUCCUGCAGAGUCUGGGGCUGAAGUCUACCCUGAUCACCGACGGCAACACUCCCAUCAACCUCUUCAACACGGCCCAGGGCAUGCUGGGAGGAAUGGUGGCCUCACCGGAAACUGAUUAAACAGACCCCAGUGGUAGGCCAGGAAUGAACGACUGCAGGGAGAGAUAGUGUUAAAUUGGUUUGGGACCCGAAGAUGUAAAAUUUUACAUUAGUCCAAAAUAUAUUCAUUCAUCAUUUGAGUAUUUUUUCCACAAAGAAAAGUAUUUUUUUUGGUCAACAUUCAUUGGAAAAAGUGUACAAAGUUAACACUCAAAUAUAGCAGUCUUUGUGCCUCAUUUAUUUGUUCUGAUGCAACAGAACGUGCCUUAAUGUGUUCUUUACGUUCAUUUUCUUGUGCUUGGUAUUACAGCAGCAAAUUUGCUCAGUCAUAUAACAUGGUGUUGCAGAAUUGUAAUCGAGGCAGUCACAAGUCAUCACAAGUCAUCACAAGUCAUCACAAGUCGUUACAAAUCAUCACAAGUCAUUACAAA
Messenger RNA from Patiria miniata (bat star), 3143 nucleotides. RefSeq names its product major vault protein-like (gene mvp). The record is from RefSeq and is a predicted model, not a curated record. Gene Ontology annotation, cellular component: cytoplasm; nucleus. Bases 139 to 2733 code for a protein of 864 amino acids. NCBI's taxonomy places the organism in Eukaryota, Metazoa, Echinodermata, Asteroidea, Valvatida, Asterinidae. The transcript has 15 exons.